AUGGGACACGAGUCUAUACCCCUGACAGCCCGUGAAGCUGCAUCCGGUCUAUUGGGAUCAGUAUCCAUGACAUGCUGGAUUUUCCUCUUGGUCCCCCAGCUAAUUGAAAACUACCGCAAUGGCAACGCCGAAGCCAUCUCUCUCCUCUUCGUCUUCGUCUGGUUCGUCGGUGACGUCGCAAACCUCGCCGGCGGUCUCCUAGCAGGCCUCGUCCCCGUGAUCGUCGCUAUCGCAGUCUACUUCUGCAUCGCAGACGGUGUCCUCAUCGCCCAAUGUCUGUACUACAAGGCGCGCAACUCCCGCAGCGGAAUUGUCCACCGCCGACGCUCGUCCACCGAGACCCCGGACCCUACUACCCCGCUCUUGGGACGGCGCUUCAGUGAUUCACUUGGACCUAAUGAGUCGCGGCGUCGUUCUUCUGGAUCGCUGCGUGGUCGUCAGGCUAUUGGCCGGCGCGAGAGCCAGGUUGAAGAUACCUUGGCCAAAAUAGUUGAGGAGAAUGACUAUGGCCGUAAGGCGUGGAUUAAGAACUUUGCCAGCGUUAUUGGUAUUUUCAUUGUCGGUAUGGCCGGUUGGACUAUGGCCUGGCAAACAGGCAUGUGGGCGCCGGCGCCGCAGGAGAAUCACAAUGGUCCUGAUGAGGCUACUAGUGGCUUGGUGCUAGGUUAUUUCAGCGCUGUCUGUUAUCUGGGAGCGAGACUGCCUCAGAUCUACAAAAACCACAGCGAAAAGUCUUGUGAAGGUCUAUCACUUUUAUUCUUCAUUCUCUCUCUCCUGGGCAACUUGACAUAUGGUGCAGGCAUCCUCUUCCAUUCUACAGAGAAGGAAUACUUCCUCACAAACCUCCCAUGGCUGAUUGGUUCCUUGGGAACAAUGGUCGAAGAUGUGGUCAUCUUCAUUCAAUUCCGUAUCUACGCACCCCAGGACCCGCGUCAGUCGGCGGUUUCAUAG
Molecule: messenger RNA, 951 nt
Organism: Penicillium arizonense
Lineage: Eukaryota; Fungi; Ascomycota; Eurotiomycetes; Eurotiales; Aspergillaceae
Product: PQ-loop repeat-containing protein
Exons: 5
Coding region: 1-951 (316 amino acids)
Biological process (GO): basic amino acid transmembrane export from vacuole
Cellular component (GO): fungal-type vacuole membrane
Source: RefSeq, a predicted model, not a curated record